Messenger RNA from Cuscuta campestris, 1946 nucleotides. Lineage: Eukaryota; Viridiplantae; Streptophyta; Magnoliopsida; Solanales; Convolvulaceae. The record is from the annotation of a GenBank genome assembly.
AUCCAAACCAUUAAAUCUAUUCUGAAUGCUAUUAACUUCAUAGUACGGACCUGGAUUACGUCGAAAUCGAAUCGAUAGCUCGAACGGAAGACAAAUCAACGAAAUCAACCGAACGGGUCAAAUCGAGUCAAAAUACGAAAUCGACCAAUCAAUCCGGCGUGGGGGUUAAUCUGCCGGCGAUAUCAACUCGGGGCAGCGGCCGGAUGCGGCGACGGUGACGGACGCCGGCGACAGUGGCGGAGCGGCAGUUCGACGGCGAUGAGCAGCGACUGGCGGCGCUGCAAUCGACGGCGGCGCUGCACUCGACGGCGGCGGGUGGCCGCUGUGCAAAGGGCGACGGCGGCUGGAAGCUCGGGCGACGGCGACUCUCGAUUCCGUCGAGGGCGAAACAGCGGCGUCCGGCGUUUGGCGACGUCCUCCGUUUGGCGUGGCGGCGCUGCACCCGUCGGCGAUGAUGGCGGCGAGGCUGGGGAAGGAAACAGCGGCGGCGACCGGCUGGGGAAGGGCGACGCCGGCGGCUGGCUGCUCCAAUUGGACGGCGACAACCGCGGCUCGAAGAUUGGGAACCGUGGUCGGCGGCGCUGGACCUGGCGGCAAGCGACGGGGCAGUGGCGAGGAAAGGCAGCAGUCGUGCGGCGAGGAGGCGGAGGAGUAAACGAGGGACAAUCAACCACGAGGCCACCAUUGUUUGAUGGAACCAACUACUCGUAUUGGAAGGAGAGAAUGAGAAUCUUUAUCCAAUCCAACGACUACAAGCUGUGGUUGAUUGUGAAGAACGGCUGCGGAGUCCCGAUGAAGAAAGUCGGUGAAGUCAAUGUUCCCAAAACCGAAGAAGAGUUCACCGACGAAGAUUGCAAAAAGAUGGAGCUCAACGCCAAGGCAAUAAACAUGAUUUAUUGCGGUGUUAACGCGGAUGACUACCGCAAAAUCUCGCGGUCUAUUGCUCUACCCGCAACAACAUCAACCCACAACAACGUUGAUGAUGAAGAUGAUGACAGCGACGACACCGACCUCGGACUCUUUGUCCGAAAAUUCAAGAAGAUGAUGCUCAAGAAGGGAGCCAAGAAGAACACUCCACCCAAAUGCUAUGGGUGUGGUGAAAUUGGACACAUCAAACCAAUGUGCCCAAAGCUCAAGAACGAGAAGGACAACAAGGCAUCGAAGAAGCAGCGUGCUUACAUUUCUUGGGAGAACGACGGCUCCGGGAGUGAAGACUCGGAAACGGAAGAAGUGGCCAACUUGUGUCUCAUGGCCAUUGAAGAUGGUGAUACAUCAAAAGAGGUGUGCUUGAAGGCUUCGAGUACCUCUUGGUAUCUCGAUAGCGGAUGCUCCAAGCACAUGACCGGAGACGCAUCCAAAUUUAGGAGUUUAGAAUAUUUCAAAGGUGGCAAUGUCGUUUUUGGUGACAACAACAAAGGAAGAAUCAUUGGAAGUGGCACCGUCGGAAAGGACAAAGCUACAACUGUUGAGAACGUUCUUCUUGUUGAGGGCCUCAAGAACAAUCUUCUUAGCAUUAGCCAAUUGUGCGAUAGAGAGAGGAAGAAACGUGACUAUGGCAUCGUCGGAUAGCUCACGUUAACAUGGACCAUCUUAAUAAGUUGGUUUCAAAAGACUUAGUAAUUGGUGUUCCUAAACUUAAGUUUGAGAAGAAUCUAAUUUGUGAUGCAUGUCAAAAGGGGAAGCAAGUAAGGGCCUCGUUUAAGUCAAAGAACGUUGUUUCUACGACUAGGCCAUUACAACUUUUGCACAUAGACCUUUUUGGACCUUCAAGAACUAUGAGUUUAGGAGGUAAUUACUUUGGCUUUGUUAUCGUUGAUGACUAUUCGAGAUUUACAUGGACACUCUUUCUUGCUCAUAAGUAUGAUGCACUUAAUGCUUUUAAGAAAUUCAUUAAAUUGGUUCAAAAUGAAAAAGAUUGUCACAUUUCAUCCAUAAGAAGUGAUCAU